This is a messenger RNA of Xyrauchen texanus (razorback sucker), 3679 nucleotides long. Its product is annotated as bromo adjacent homology domain-containing 1 protein-like. Gene Ontology annotation, molecular function: chromatin binding. The record is from RefSeq and is a predicted model, not a curated record. The transcript has 6 exons. NCBI's taxonomy places the organism in Eukaryota, Metazoa, Chordata, Actinopteri, Cypriniformes, Catostomidae. Bases 423 to 2807 code for a protein of 794 amino acids.
UCAUUUGUUCAGGAGUCAGAUUACACUGGAAACUCUGUAUGUUUCAUGCUGUAGAUUCAAUAGAACCGGUUCAUAAGAGUCAUUUGUUCGGGAAUCAGACUACACUGGUCACGCUGUGUGUUUAGACAGUGUUUUAGGUUGUGCUGCCGCUAGAUCGCUAUAGGAAAGUCUGUCGGAGUAUCUUGGUGCAUGUGUUUUUUUAGAUAGAACCCAUUCUUAACAAGAACUGGUUCUUGGUUCCCAACCCCAGCGAUGUGACCGAAUUGAGUAAAGUUGACCUUUCUACAAAUAUGCAUUGACAUGUACUUUGCAAUCAUGAGUGAUUACAUCAGUCAGUGUGAACGCUCCUUAAACCAGUUCAUGAGUAUUAUCAUUGUAAUUUAAAAUCAUUUUAUCCCAUAGGUGUUCUCAGGAAGCAUGUGAUGACCCAUGUUUGGAAAAAAGGUUCCCUCACCGAGUAUCAUGGUGAGGGGCGGGGCCACAUAGAGAGGAGGUUACAUGGUGAAACUGUGGGUGGAGUCUGGCCCGCGUGUUUAUUGCGAGAAGGCAAGACCAAGGACAUGGCGAGAGAAGUCAAGCCAAAACAUUCAAUGAAAAUGGGUCAAACUAAGAAGGACAUAUCCAAGAGAGAGCGGAGAACGGAGCGCCAUCGGAAACUUUACCCAUUACGGCGAAAGGGUGGCACUACAGAGAACAAGGCUGUGCGUUGUCAUGUUCUGCUUACUCGUCUAGACGUUUGGGAAGAAGACGACAACAAGUGUAAGGCAGAUCCAGCGCACAGAACAAAACCGAAAUCACACAAGCAAGCAAAAAGCAAGAGGGAACUGCUGCACGUAUCCACCAAAACCGUAGAAGAGGCCGCCAUUGAUAAACCUUUAACUCAGGAGCCGCGCAAACGUAGACUAGCCUCUCUCAACGCUGAGGCCGUCAACGGUCUGCUGCUUGAGACAGCGGAUGGACCACCUGGUGCCAAGUAUGCCAAGAAACGAGGAGUUGGUACCACUUCUACCGAACACAUAAAGACUUGCCCGAAGUCUGAGACAUGCCACAAUCCCAAGCAGAUGAAGAAAGCCGAGGCAGAAGAGAAGGAUGGACUCGGCCUGUACGCUCCCACGCCCAAACGCUUAGCCGGACUCAACGCUGCUGCUCUCCUGAAGCUCACAAGCUCAACGGCAGGAAAGAAGCAGUGGCUAAAAACGGACACUAGGGGUGUUUGUGCUUCAGGGAAACGUCCCGUACAGCGCCAGCCCAAAGUUCAAAGCUGUAAGCGGCCUGUGCUGAAAGGCGGCUGUGACGUGUACAAGAGUAGAACCGUAGAGUUGAACCUGAAGUAUGAAGGGUCUCCGGAAAGCCAUCGCUUAACCAAACCAGGGUACCAGUCCUGUAGUAUGCUGGGAUAUCCCUUAAAAGCCGUCAAAGAGGAACAGGUGGAGGCAGAGCUGAGUCCGUACUUCUGCUGUCCACCGGAAGGUUCGGUAGAGUACUGCCACCGGUUGGCACUCUUCCUCGGGCAACAGGCAUAUGGCGAGGCAGAGGAGCGCCCCGUGACCUCGGUCAAACAUGACCCUUCACUGGCACACCCCACCCUCACCCUCAGUGCCCAUCCGUGCCUGUGUGCAGAUCCAUGUUACUGUAGUUACUACGUCCACAUCGCUCACACUGGGCCACCAGCAGCCAGUUUGAGCUCGCAACCACUACCCUGCGCGCACAGUCCCUUUUGCCCUCGCGGGGUUUCUGGAUCCAAGCUGCUGCCCCCCUCUGUGCCACAUGCCUCAGGUAUCCCACACCACGCCUUCUGUAACUCAGUAGGGUCACCCUGCUACCGCGAGGCCUGUACGGUAAACCGGUACACCUUUAGCGCCAUGCCACCGGUCACCAGCAGGGUGUGCCCGUUCUCCAUGAACUGCGCCAACUGCAGCCAUCCAAUCAAAACAGAAGGCUACACCUCAUCUCGAGAAGAACACAGUCGCACAUUACUCGUUCCUCCGGCCUCGCCUCUAUCUCGCCCCCGUGUGCCCAGAGCAAACCCGUCCUCAUCGGCUUUGCCACGUCUUCUCAACACGCUGUCAGACCACACACAGGCAGAAGUCCGGCUUAAGGUGGCUAAAGAAUGCCCUCAAAACACCAAACCGCCCAAUGGCUCGCUCGCUACGGGCCACUCGAGACUAUCCCAGAAACAACCGACCACCGGUCCGGCGAGUGCCAAGCAGAAGAAGGUAAGCCAUCGCCGGGUCACCAACGGAUGGCAACCUGUCGGAGUGCCCACGGAGAAGGAGGUCUUCAUUGCGGGUGAUGAUGAGACGGUACUGCGGCAGUGUUAUGAAGGAGUCGAGCGAGAUGGUGAUGUGAUCCGUGUUCGUGACACGGUGCUCUUACGGUCGGGACCCCGCAAGAGAUCCCUGCCGUAUGUGGCCAAGAUUUCAGCUCUGUGGGAAGAUCCCAGAUCAGGAGAGCUCAUGAUGAGUUUAUUCUGGUAUUAUCGACCCGAACACACGCAAGGAGGCCGAGAUCCCAGCAUGCACUGUGAGAAUGAGAUCUUCGCCUCUCGACAUCAAGAUGAAAACAGCGUGGCAUGCAUUGAAGACAGAUGUUACGUUCUGCCAUUAGCACAGUACUGUAGAUUUUGUGCCUUGGUCAAGCGCCGAUCGGAGGGCAUAUGCGACAGCACCCCGGUGGUGCCCAUUCCUGCAGACAGCGGCAUCCCUCCUCACCGCCUUGUGCCCGACGACGUCGACCCUGAGCUGGUGUAUCUGUGCCGACACGUCUACGACUUCCGAUAUGGCCGUAUCCUGAAGAAUCUGCAGUAAAACUGCCACACCACCGUAAGUCUGUAUCGUACAGUGAACGUGACCCAGUGAUUCAGAGGUAUGUGGGAUCACUAUACGGACAGAACAUGUUGACUUUACUGGGCGAGAAGUUCUGUCCCAUCCCUAACUGCCAAUGCAGGGACUUCCCAUUAACACAAGAGUUCUUCAGAGACUGAAAGUUCGCUCUGUGCAUCAGUUCGCUGGAGGUUGAAAGGUCAUGUACACUGGACUGUCACACUGCUGAAGGCCGAUGAUCUGAGGGAUCUGAAACGUUGAAGCACAAGUGGCUGAGUUCAAACGUCUCCAUUAGUUUGGGAACAGAGUUAGACUGAAGAAUAGACCAGUACUAGACCCCCAAAACACAAACCUGGCGGUCCAAGGGUACAGGAUAUUGCUGACGUGUGAUUCUGUGAACUAUCACCUUUAACAUGUUGGUGUUUACGAGAUCCGGAUGUGAUCAAGACUGAACGUUUUAAGACACAGAGGUCUCCCUUUACACCUGGCAUUAAUACCCAUUUAUGGAAAGCCUAUUUACCUAUUUAGUCUAAAGUUGAUGCUAAUAUACAUAUAUUUAUACUAUUAAGUCAUAUGAAUAUAGGUUAAUGAUACCAGAUCUGUCUACACCGAUAAUAACACAUAUGGGCUCAGAUAGGGUCAGGGGUUGUGGGUCAUACACAAGUUUGUGUGUGAGAGAGUUUGUGAGUGUGUGGGUGUGUGUGUGUGUGAGAGUGUGUGAGUGUGUGGGUGUGUGUGAGUGUGUGAGUGUGUGUGUGAGUGUGAGUGUGUGUGUGAGUGUGUGUGUGUGUGAGUGUGUGUGUGUGUGAGUGUGUGUGUGUGUGUGUGUGUGUGUGUGUGUGUGUGUGUGUGUGUGU